This is a messenger RNA of Arachis stenosperma, 1220 nucleotides long. RefSeq lists its product as uncharacterized. The transcript is spliced from 5 exons. The record is from RefSeq and is a predicted model, not a curated record. Lineage: Eukaryota; Viridiplantae; Streptophyta; Magnoliopsida; Fabales; Fabaceae. Bases 1 to 669 code for a protein of 222 amino acids.
AUGGAAGUUGAAACGGGAUGGGGCCGCGCUACUGGCGCCGGUCACCUCGCCGCCGCACCACCGCGUCCUGCCGUCGGACCCAUCCCGUUGUUGCCACCAGCAUCGAAGAAGAGGGGUGACUCGCGAGUGAGAGGGGGCGAGAGCUUGUCGCCAGAGAAGGAGGGCGCCAUCGGCGCCGUUCCGGGUAGAAGGAAGCGUCGUGCGAGGGGCAGAGGCGGAGGGAGCCUCUGUCGCGCCACCACCGCGCUAUUGCCGUUGCUCCCUGGCGCCACCGAAGAACCGCACUCAACUCACCGCUGUUCAGGCUCUGGUUUGCCGUCACCCUCGUGCAGCCGCCGCCGCAGAAUAGCCUUGCACCCGCCGCCGUCUUCGCAGGAACUUGGGUGGCCGCGGCCGCUCCUCGCCAUGGAGCCCGUGUCAUCGUCGUUCAGCCAUCGCCGGAGCAGAGCAGACGAGAGAGAUCUGAAGGUGUGCUGGGAGUCCAGCCACCGCGCCCAGCCGCUGUUUGCGUCGCCGGCGCCGCCUCGGUCGGAACUGCCGCCAUCAGACAAGGGUUCUGGCCGCCAGGGGGGUUCUGCGACUCCCGGGACCACCGCCGGAGAAUGCAGCUCAGUCGCCGGAGAACUCUACCGUUACCAACGCCGGAGUCCGGUCGCCACUGUCACUUGAGGUGGCUGACGUGCUGCUGCCGAACCGGUUCAAGAGACCGCCGCUGUUCGGUUCAACCGUUUCUUCUUCGUGUUGCUAUGGUUAUUGCGAAUGUGGCUUGAAGCUGAGGUUGCGGUUGUUGUUGAUUUCGGGUUGAGGCGGAAAGGACUCUGUGACGCGUUUGGGUUAUGGAAUUGCGUUUUGAGGAUAUGGGCGCAGAAGUUACGAAGAAUUUAUUUAGUUAUUGUUGUAAUGUUCUGUAUUGCUUUAGAUUAUUAAUUAUUGUACCCUCGCCUUUAUCUUGAUAUAUUCUGUAAGAGGGAUAGGAAUUGUAUUGGUUAAUGUCUGUAAUAUUAUUUGUAUAUGUAUGUAUAUAUAUGGAGGUACUCUUUAUGAGUUUUUGUAAGUCGUAUGGUUUCUUUAGAUGUACGUUAUCGAACGAAAAAAAAUUUUGGGAACGGUAUUUGCGGUUUAAAGUUUCAAACAGGCUCAUAUUUUAAUAAUAAAUAGUAUAAGAGUCGUCGUAAUGUCCGAGCUAUCAGAGUAGCGCAGCCGGAAGCGUGAGCUUUGGU